AUGGCGAUUACUCAGAAUGUCAGACAACAGGGUGCUCUUCCGAGUGAUACUGAAAAGAAUCCUAAAAAAUAUAAAGCAGUCACCUUGAGGAAUGGCAGAGAACUUGAAGAAGUGCCACCAAAGAACAACGAAGAGCUGUUGCAAGAAGUUCCGAAAUAUGCUAAGUACAUCAAGGAUGUUGUUGCAAAUAAGAGGCGCUGGACAAAAUUUGAGACUGUGGCACUUACUGAGGAGUGCAGUUCUAGAGUGAGGAGCAAGAUUCCACCAAAGCUGAAAGAUCCGGGUAGUUUCACUAUUUCUAUCACUAUUGGUAAUAUCGAGGUUGGGCUAGCAUUGUGUGAUUUGGGUGCUAGUAUUAAUCUGAUGCCUACCUCUAUGUUCCGAAUGUUGGGGUUGGGUGAGCCAAGGCCAACAAUAGUCACUUUGCAAUUAGCUGAUAGAUCUCUUGCAUAUCCCGAUUGCAUAAUUAAAGAUGUUCUUGUGAAGGUGCGUCCGUUUAUUCUGCCAGUUAAUUUCAUCAUCCUUGAUUAUAAGGCAGAUAAGAAUGUCCCUCUUAUCAUGGGAAGGAGAUUCUUAGAGACAGUUUAUGCAGUUAUCCGAGUCAGAGAUGGGAAGAUGUCAAUGAAGGUUGAUGGGAAGGAAGCUACUUUUGACGUGUUCAAAGCUACUAAGCUUCCACCCCAUUAUGAGUACUUGAAGAUGAUCACAGUUGUGGAGCCCGAGCUAACAAAUGCGGAGCUAGAUCACUUUCUAGCUUCUCAAGAUCCUUUGGAGAUUGCAUUGGUAUAUGGUGGGGACUUGGUGGAAGAUGAGAAAGUCAAGGAGUGUCUUUAG
Messenger RNA from Lycium ferocissimum, 834 nucleotides. RefSeq lists its product as uncharacterized. The record is from RefSeq and is a predicted model, not a curated record. The coding region runs from base 1 to 834 and encodes 277 amino acids. Lineage: Eukaryota; Viridiplantae; Streptophyta; Magnoliopsida; Solanales; Solanaceae. The transcript is spliced from 2 exons.